This is a messenger RNA of Clunio marinus, 723 nucleotides long. The record is from the annotation of a GenBank genome assembly. NCBI's taxonomy places the organism in Eukaryota, Metazoa, Arthropoda, Insecta, Diptera, Chironomidae.
AUGGGAACGUUACAAUGUCGUGAAGAUUUGGGGGACAUUCAUGAAUCGAACAGUGAAUGUUGUGAAGGUAGAUUAAAAAAAAGAAAUCAAAAUUAUGAACAUACAUCACAUGUGAAAGUAGCGAAAAUAUGCUUAGAAGAGAGUAAUUUUAAUAAUUGUGGAAGCGAAAGGAAAUUUGAAAAUUUUCCUUCUGCAGAAGUGAUGAAUUUUGAAGCAUCUGGUUCCGUAUUAAAACUUCACAUUUCAGCAGGACAAUUUGAAAAAUGUUCAUUGUUAUGUACAGUCGGGCUUACUUUAGCCAAGCCCAAGACUUCAGCCUUCUCUCCAGGGAAAGAUAUUUUUUCUUAUUAUGCGUUUCCAUAUCCAUGGAGAAUUUUGUGGAGCGUGGCAAUAUUUUUGUCUUUUAUUAGAAUGUCAAUAAAUGCUUUCAAGGAAAUAAGAGAAAUUUCAUCGAACAUGCUUCCUCAUCAACACAAAUUCUCAUCUAUGAGUUCACAUAUUAAUGCUACAUUUGCUUUCUGGUUCUUCUUACUCGUUACAGCACUCAAAAAUCAAUGGUUUGGUUUUAUGCAGGGAGAGAACGUUCUAUAUGUGUUGAUUGAUGAGACGAUCAAUCUUGGUUAUUGUCACAUUGAAGAAAUGGAUUGGUGUCGUGAUGUGGGAUCAAAUGAAUUUAAAAUAACUUUAGAAAGUCAGAGGCAACAUGUCAAAAAUGGACAAUGA